Messenger RNA from Monoraphidium neglectum, 233 nucleotides. RefSeq lists its product as hypothetical. NCBI's taxonomy places the organism in Eukaryota, Viridiplantae, Chlorophyta, Chlorophyceae, Sphaeropleales, Selenastraceae. The record is from RefSeq and is a predicted model, not a curated record. The annotation marks the transcript as partial. The transcript has a single exon.
GCCGGGGCCAGCCCUUGAGCUUGUCUGGGUUUGAGCUGCGGUGGUGUGGCGGCGGGGUGGUUGCUGGGGUGGCGCACGCAGCGGCGGCGGCCGGGGCGCAGCCGCGCCUCGAGUUCAGGCUCGGGGCUUGUCGGAUGGCGCGGGCUGCAGCGGUCGCGGCGGCUGGCGGGAGCAGCGGGGGCGGCGGCGCUGAGGGUAGCGGUGGCGGCGGGGCGCUUGGCGCGCGUCGGUGA